GAGGAGAGGGAAGCCAUUGAGGUGGCCCCGGAGAAGCCACGUGGUACGACAGCCAAUUGGCAGUUCUGUUGCGCAGGCCCUCAGCUCUCGUUUCGGCCAAUGGAUUGACAAUUGGCCUCCCGCAAUGGUUUUUGGGAGGUCAUGGCUAUGGCGCCGCCGAUGCGGUACUGCGUCCCAGGCGAACGACUGUGUAACUUGGAGGAGGCCAGCCCCGGCAGCGGCACCUACACCCGGCACGGCUACAUCUUCUCCUCGCUCUCCGGCUGCCUGGUGAAGACGAGCGACAACGGCGAGCUUCCGGUGGUGUCGGUGACGAGAGAGACCGAGUCCCAGAUGCUGCCAGAUGUGGGAACGAUCGUAACCUGCAAGGUCUCCAGCAUUAAUUCUCGCUUUGCCAAAGUACAUAUCUUAUAUGUGGGAUCCACACCACUCAAGAACUCCUUUAGAGGAACUAUCAGGAAGGAAGAUGUUCGAGCUACUGAAAAAGACAAGGUUGAAAUAUAUAAGAGUUUCCGCCCAGGUGACAUCGUGCUGGCUAAAGUGAUUUCCCUAGGUGAUGCACAGUCCAAUUACCUGUUGACAACUGCAGAAAAUGAGCUGGGAGUGGUGGUGGCCCACAGUGAAUCAGGUGGAUCAUCGCUGCUAUAUCCCACUAAAAACUGCCUCUUUCUGUCUCUUGGAGCAGAGCAGGUGUUCAGAUGGUACCCAUCAGCUGGUGUGAGAUGCAGUGUCCCAGGACACACACUAAAGAAUUCCGCAAAGUAGCACGAGUACAGCCUGAGUUCCUGCAGACAUAAGUAGCUACAUCCUUUCCCCAUAGUGGGGGUGUCUAUUUUCUAGUAUCCACAUAUGAUCAAAACAAAAAGACCUUGGGCUUACCAGAAACCACAUUUGGAAAUAACUGCCUGAAGCUUCCACUGUACACGGAGGAUUAUUCCUGAGCCUUUCACCACAAAUCCCACAGAUGGAUUUUCUCUCCCCUUUGAGAUGCCAGCAAAAGAAAACUGUCUGAUGAUGGAAGCAGCCAACAAAGUGAUUUUCUGUUCCUUUCCUACUCCUCGAUAGUGCUGUAAAUGUGGCUUGUUUGUUUUCUUCAGACAAAUAAAGCAUUUUUACUGAAAGACUUUUCUGA
Messenger RNA from Phascolarctos cinereus (koala), 1132 nucleotides. RefSeq names its product exosome component 1 (gene EXOSC1). The record is from RefSeq and is a predicted model, not a curated record. Gene Ontology annotation, cellular component: cytoplasm; nuclear exosome (RNase complex). NCBI's taxonomy places the organism in Eukaryota, Metazoa, Chordata, Mammalia, Diprotodontia, Phascolarctidae. Gene Ontology annotation, biological process: RNA processing. Gene Ontology annotation, molecular function: RNA binding.